This is a messenger RNA of Eutrema salsugineum, 1585 nucleotides long. RefSeq names its product flavonoid 3'-monooxygenase. Gene Ontology annotation, molecular function: iron ion binding; oxidoreductase activity, acting on paired donors, with incorporation or reduction of molecular oxygen; monooxygenase activity. Lineage: Eukaryota; Viridiplantae; Streptophyta; Magnoliopsida; Brassicales; Brassicaceae. The transcript has 2 exons. The coding region runs from base 1 to 1551 and encodes 516 amino acids. The record is from RefSeq and is a predicted model, not a curated record.
AUGUCUUCACAUCUCUUCACUGACAACACAAUCAAUCUCACUCCUUAUACAAUUCUCAUUCUCACCGCUAUCUCCUCGAUUCUCUGGUACCGCUUCAAACGCGGACCGCAACCGCCUCUGCCGCCUGGACCGCGAGGGGUACCUAUUGUUGGAAACCUCAUGUUUCUUGACCCUGAGCUUCACACCUACUUCACAACCAUCGCUCAAAAGUACGGUCCAAUCUUCAAACUCAAUCUCGGCUCAAAGUUAACCGUCGUGGUCAGCUCUCCAUCGCUAGCUCAAGAGAUCUUGAAAGACCAAGACAUCAAUUUCUCAAACCGAGACGUCCCUCUCACGGGCCGAGCCGCUACUUAUGGUGGUAUCGACAUCGUUUGGUUACCAUACGGUGCUGAAUGGAGAAGGCUUAGAAAAGUUUGCGUUCUCAAGCUUCUUAGCCGCAAAACUUUGGAUUCUUUCUAUGAGCUACGACGCAAAGAAAUCAGGGAAAGAACGAGAUAUUUGUAUCAGCAAGGUCAGCAAGAAUUACUGGUGAACGUUGGAGAUCAAAUGUUCUUGACGAUGAUGAAUCUUACGAUGAAUAUGUUAUGGGGAGGUUCGGUGAAAGCAGAGGAGAUGGAGAGUGUUGGAAUAGAGUUUAAAGGAGUGAUUUCUGAGUUAACUAGGCUUUUGAGUGAGCCUAAUGUAUCGGAUUUUUUUCCGUGGCUAUCUAGAUUUGAUAUUCAAGGGCUUGUGAAGAGGAUGAGUGUCUGUGUUAGAGAGCUUGAUGCGGUAUUAGAUCGAGCUAUCAAACAUACGCAAAUGCUAAAUAGAAGAGAUGAAGAUGAUGGUGAAUGCAAAGACUUUUUGCAUUAUUUGAUGAAGUUAAAAAACGAAGAAGGUGACUCGGAGGUUCCCAUUACGGCUAACCAUGUCAAAGCCGUACUUACGGAUAUGGUGGUUGGUGGUACGGAUACAUCGACAAACACGAUAGAGUUUGCUAUGGCCGAGCUUAUAAGCAAACCGGAGUUGGUAAAGAGAGCGCAGCAAGAGCUAGACGAAGUUGUAGGCGAAGACAAUAUUGUUGAAGAAUCACACAUCACUAGACUUCCUUACAUACUAGCCAUUAUGAAAGAAACACUUAGACUCCACCCAACCCUCCCUUUGUUAGUCCCACACCGUCCGGCUGAAACCGCGGUGGUAGGUGGCUACACCAUUCCUAAAGACACUAAGAUCUUUGUCAAUGUUUGGUCUAUUCAGAGAGACCCAAACGUCUGGGAUAAUCCGUUUGAGUUUUGUCCUGAAAGAUUUCUUGUUAAUAAGUCUUGUGAUUUCACCGGGACUGAUUAUAGCUAUUUUCCCUUUGGAUCUGGCCGGAGAAUGUGCGCUGGUGUAGCACUUGCCGAGAGGAUGGUUCUGUACACUCUCGCGACGUUAUUGCAUUCGUUCAAUUGGAAGAUUCCGGAAGGACACGUCUUGGACUUGGAAGAGAAGUUUGGGAUUGUCUUGAAGCUCAAGACUCCUCUUGUUGCCUUGCCCGUUCCAAGGUUGUCUAAUUCGAAUUUGUAUCUAUAGAGGCUAAGGAUGUCAUGUUUGGCAAUUCCUAUAA